Messenger RNA from Odontomachus brunneus, 1226 nucleotides. RefSeq names its product short-chain dehydrogenase/reductase family 16C member 6-like. The record is from RefSeq and is a predicted model, not a curated record. Lineage: Eukaryota; Metazoa; Arthropoda; Insecta; Hymenoptera; Formicidae. Gene Ontology annotation, cellular component: lipid droplet. Gene Ontology annotation, molecular function: oxidoreductase activity, acting on the CH-OH group of donors, NAD or NADP as acceptor. The transcript has 8 exons. The coding region runs from base 164 to 1069 and encodes 301 amino acids.
UACGGGAAUUCAUGCUACUUCAUCUACUGCUCACUCUCACUCGAAGUAGAUACGUAAAAGAAAUAGUUAUAACAGAACCGGUACAGAGUGUAGAUGCCUCUUAGGCCAGUCAUUUUACAAUCGUAAACUUUACAAUCAGAUAAUAAUUCAAGUAUACACAGACAUGCAUUUUUUGAUAGAUCUAAUAUUCUUCCUUUUCAAAAUCCUUUAUCGAAUAUGUGAGAAUGCGUGCAACAAACUUUGCAGUUUCUUCGUCUCAGAGAAACAUGUGCACGAUGAGAUUGUUUUGAUUACAGGUGCGGGUCAUGGUAUAGGAAGAGAGUUGGCAUUUCAAUAUGCACGUCUGGGUGCAACAGUGGUGUGUUUAGACAUAAAUCAGCAAAUGAACGAAAAUAGCUCUAACGAAAUUGCAAAAACUAUAGGAAGACCAGUAUACGCGUAUCAGUGUGACGUAACCGACAAUGCACGAGUUCGCGAGGUAGCCGAAAAAAUAAAGAAAGAAGUCGGUGACAUAACUAUUUUAAUCAAUAACGCUGGCAUAAUGCCCUGUUAUAAUUUUUUGAAUCUAACACCCGAUCAAAUCACAAGUCAGUUCAACGUUAAUGUGCUAUCACACUUCUGGACAAUACAAGCAUUUUUACCCGGCAUGAUCGAAAGGAACUACGGUCAUAUUGUUGCUAUAUCCUCGAUAGCCGGACUCGCAGGAGUGCCUCAUUUGACCGCUUAUUCCGCUACGAAAUUUGCUGUCAAAGGUUUUAUGGAAUCGCUUGAGGAAGAAUUACGAAUAUCUAGUAACGGAAAAUCUUUGAUUAAAUUCACUACAAUUUAUCCUUCCAUAGUAAAUACCGGACUCUGCAAAAAGCCAAAAAUAAAAUAUCCUUUAUUUAUGGGACUAAUUUCUCCAAAAGAUGCGGCCGCUAUAAUAAUUAGCGCACAACGGCAAAAAAUAAACGAAAGAUCCAUACCUUCAUAUUGGAAACCACUUGUCGAUACGUUCAAAAUUUUUCCCAAACGCAUAUGUGAAGAUUUAAGGGAUUUCUUAGAUUUUGGCCUUGAACCAGAAUACUAAGAAAUAUUUAGUCAAGAUUUGGAAGAGAUUCGUGGAAAGGGAAAUCUUGUCGUACAAUUAUUUAUAUUUCCUUUUGUAGUUUUCUUAACAACAUUAAUAGCGUUAGAGAUGGACCAAUAAAUGUAAUUUCAUUUACUUUGAAAGUAUAAUCUGAAGU